UAUGAAUACUGCUCAGAAAUGUAACUGGGACAAACUGGAUAAGUUUUGUUCUGAUACUGUAGACUAAGUUGGAAACAGCAGCAGAGAAAGUCAUGGAGGAGAAGGCACCAUAAGGCUGCUAUGCUACCUCUUUCCCACAGUAGAGACUUCCCUGUCCAGCAGGAGAAGAAUUCUCCUUUUCCCAUCCUUUCCAAGAGGAGAGAGAGGCUGAGGGUGGGGCUGGGGCCAUAUUUGGAAUAACAGUAAUGAGUGGUGGGUAAAUUUUGUAAAGAGAAGUAGAAUUGACCAGGCUCAGAAGUGACUUUUCAAUCACUUGAUUCAGGGCCACCCAGAAGGGGGGGCAAGUGGGGCAAUAGGCCCCGGGCCCUGCAGGGCCCCCACGAGUAUGUCGGAGGCUCCCCCCACCUCCGUCAUCCCACAUUCCCUGGCGUCUCAGCUGGUAAGGGGGCAGGGCUGCGAGCUGUGGGCGGGAAUUCAGGCCCUCCUGGAGACAUCACGCUGCUGCAGCACUGUCUGGGGCCGCUCCUGGACGUGGUGGGCUGAGGCUCCGGGAGAGGGGGUAAGCGGCAUGCUCAAUGGCAUCCCCAAAGAGAUUGCAGGGUCUCACAGCAGCUACAAUCACUCCAAUGACUCCAGAUGGGCCAAACAUGCAGCUGCAAUAGGAGCCAGUGGUAUCGCUGGGAUCGCACCCUUUUUUUUCAAACCUACAAACAAAGAUACACUGGUUGCUUUCUUACGGGAAGUUGCAUCUGAAGCCCCUGGCAUUCCAUUUUAUUACUAUCACAUUCCUCCUUUAACAGGUGUAAAGAUUCGUGUUGAGGAGCUGCUGGAUGGUAUAAAAGAACAGAUCCCCACCUUCCAGGGGGUGAAGUUCAGUGACACAGACCUCUUGGACUUCGCACAGUGUGUGAAGAACAACAAAGAGCAAUUUGUGCUACUCUAUGGGGUGGAUGAGCAUCUGCUGAGUGCACUGGCAAUAGGAGCAUCUGGGGCAGUUGGAAGCACAUACAACUAUCUGGGCAAAAAAAACAACUUGAUGUUGGAGGCUUUUGCAAAGCAAGACCUUGCAUUAGCACAACGGUAUCAGUUCUGUACUGGAGAAUUUCUCAGCUUUGUAUUCAAACUAGGUAGGUGCUGCAAUAUCUUCCUUCCUCACUGUGUUGUAAAACAAGAACUGAAAAUCCAUGAGCUUCACUGAAGCUUCCAGGUCCCUGCAACAAGAGAAGCUCCCUUCUGAAAGGUCUUGUGCAAAGAGACCUCACAUCUGCUGUUACUGCUUGAGUUAUCAGCAGUUGGAAGUUCAAUGACUGAGCUGGUAAAGCACAUCCAGAAAGAUUCUACUCACUCUUCCCUCCUUUCUCCAGGCUCUCUGACAAAUUCCCCAACUUCAAAAAACAAUUUUUUUUAUCCUGACUAUCCAUUUUUCUUAAGUCCACUCUGUCACUCUUACUGAGUGUUCUCAAUCCCGGACAAGAUAAUAAAGUGCCCUGAUGACAAAGCAUGGGGGGCCUGAUUCUCCUCUUUUGUUGUGUGGCAAGGCACCUUCUCGGUCUCACCAGGCUCCGCUGCUUUUAGCCUUGGUGAGACAGGCUUGGAUAAAACAGUCCCUCUUGGUUGCACAGGGGAAGUCCGUUCCUUCUCUCCACCAGUCUUUUGGGAGGGAAUGCAGCCUCCCCUCCUGGUGAGGCUCGCUGUCUCACUGCACCUAACCUACUACCAGCAUGACUCCUUCUCUCCCUCCCCUUCUUCUCCCAACGGGGAGGGUGUAAAAGGGUCUCGGGCAGCCCUUAGUUGGAAUCAGCUGAUCCUAAUUGACCUCAAUUAGGGAGGAGAGGACAAUCAGGCCCAAGAAUCUAAACAUCCAUUUAUGAGAAGAAUAAGUGUUUUUACAUUGUAGGCCUACUCCCCUUGUGCUUUCAAAACUGUAUCUAUUGACUUUGCUGGCAAAAAUACAUGUUUUCUCCUGUUAACCCUGCAGAGCCAUCACCGCUUUGGGCGAGAGAGGCAGAUUCUUUCUGGUUUGCACAUAAUCAAGAGAAUGAUUAACUGAAUUCUAACUACAGAAUCUGUAUUACUUCUUUCAGAGUAGCAGCCAUGUUAGUCUGUAGUACUUCUGAUACUAUAUGUAAACCACAAAGGACAUGGUUGGGCUUUCGGUUCCUAGGUUGUUUGCUGGGCUGAGAGUUAGAGGAUACAUUUUAUCUAUAAAGAUUACCCUAAUUUGAUCUGGAAGUCCUGGAAAAACAAGUAUGGGAACCCUCCCAAAGCCACACUCUGAGUCACUUUUCAGAGCAUAAGCAUGCAUUACUAAGGAAAUAUUGUACUUGGGGCAUUUUGGAGGAAAAUAUGGGUAGCGAAGAGUGGUUUGUAUUGUAAUACAGGAUGGAUAUUAACUCUGUUUUCUGUCUGCAAACAUCACUUGCUGAUUACAUCUUUCUCCCUUGUGGGAAUUUAAACUCUGGCCAUAUUCUAGGGUUUCACAAGAGAUGGAAUAGUUGAUGCGGUUGGUAUUUUAGAGCCCUCUGUAGUGACUAUCUUUUAUUUAAGUGAUAUAUUUAAGUAACCUGCC
Messenger RNA from Malaclemys terrapin pileata, 2569 nucleotides. RefSeq names its product N-acetylneuraminate pyruvate lyase (gene NPL). Bases 386 to 1198 code for a protein of 270 amino acids. The record is from RefSeq and is a predicted model, not a curated record. Gene Ontology annotation, molecular function: N-acetylneuraminate lyase activity; 4-hydroxy-tetrahydrodipicolinate synthase activity. The transcript has 8 exons. Gene Ontology annotation, biological process: N-acetylneuraminate catabolic process. NCBI's taxonomy places the organism in Eukaryota, Metazoa, Chordata, Testudines, Emydidae.